Messenger RNA from Diatraea saccharalis (sugarcane borer), 1011 nucleotides. The record is from the annotation of a GenBank genome assembly. NCBI's taxonomy places the organism in Eukaryota, Metazoa, Arthropoda, Insecta, Lepidoptera, Crambidae.
AUGUUAAAAUGCCUAGUUGUGAUUCAACUGAUUAAAAUUUUAAAAGAAAUCGACUUUCUCAAAAAUAAACUAGUCAAACAGGGUUCGAUACCUUGUCCUGUUCAAAAUACUAGGCCUCAUGGGAUAACUCAAGAUUUGAAGACUGGUAUAUUGAAACAAUUAGAUGACAGAAUACCUCAAAACCGUUUGGCAUUUUGGGAAAAUCUUCCAAUAAACAAUACUUCAAUCGAUCUGAUAGAACAGAGGGAGCCUGAAGAUUGAAUAUUUUUAUAUUAAAAUUUAUUUUUUGAGGAGUAAUUUUAUUGUUUUCUUAAUACAAAAUGCUUAAAAAAUCUACUUGGUCCCUGGAACCCUGAGAUGGGAUUCGAAUCCAUGACCUUUCGCAAUCCAAGAGAUCUCAGGGUACCAUCCCAAGUGGAUUUUUUUAAAGCAUUUUGUAUUAAGAAUAUAUUUCAGUUUAGCAUUGUGAAUGUAAAAUUGAUCAAAUAUAAUUUUAUUGUUAUUUGGUUUUAAAAGAAUUCUGUUUUGUUACGAUAAAUGUUAGUAAUUAGUUUUGUGAUGUUCACCGAUUGGUUGGAAUUCCCAGCAGACGACGUGACCACUUUGGUACUGUCCAAUUCUGAGUCUUUCCACUCACUAUUCGCCACCUACACCUACUGUUCUCAGGAGGUGAAGAACUUGCCAGUCAACAGUCGCAAAUGCUAUUUGCACGACGAGAAACGACUGCGUCAUUUCGGCCGGUACCACAACAGCGACUGCGACCAUUUGUGUACGGCGAGUAACGUAGAAGCAACAUGCAACUGCAUACCCUCGUAUUUGCCUCAGGUGCCAGCUCAUCGACUGUGUACGCUCACCGCGUUGCCAUGCUACAUCGACGUUAACAAGCACAUGGACAUCUGGGUGGGGUCGGAGCAAUGUGAUUGUUUGCGAGAUUGUGAAUCACGCGUCUACUCUGUGGACAUGAUGCCGGGCAACCUGCGCGCGCGUAAAUACGCCCUAAGUGACAUCUAG